AUGUUGGCCCGCGGUCUCAUCUCCCGUCACCUCGCCAGAGCACCCAGAAGAGUGUUUCUCGCCACCCGUUUCAACUCCUCGUCUCAAUCGGGUACUCCACCUCCCAAGUCUUCCCGUGGAAAGAUCUUGAUCGCUUUGGGUGCUUUGGCCGUAGCUACCACCGUGGUCUCGCUGUCACUCAAGAAGUCUGAGCCUGUCUCUGUUAAGGAGCCAGUCAAGGCCGGCCCAGCUUUCUCAGAUAAGGAUGUUUCGGUGAUUUUUGUUCUUGGUGGUCCAGGACUGGGCAAGGGUACCCAAUGUGCCAAGUUGGUCAACGACAAGCACUUCGUGCACUUGUCUGCCGGAGACUUGUUGAGAGAGGAGCAGAAAAGAGAGGGCUCGAAGUAUGGCGAGCUUAUAGCUCAAUGCAUCAAGGAUGGUACCAUUGUUCCACAGGAGGUGACCGUUGCACUUCUCGAACAGGCCAUCGGCAACGAGCACAAGAACGGAAAGAGCAGGUUCUUGGUUGACGGGUUCCCCAGAAAAAUGGACCAGGCACACACGUUUGAGGAUACCAUUGUGAAGUCCGCGUUCACGUUGUUCUUCGAGUGUCCCGAACAGGUGAUGCUUGAGCGUCUUUUGGAGAGAGGAAAGACCAGCGGAAGAACAGACGACAACAUCGAGAGCAUCAAGAAGAGAUUCCGCACGUUCGUCGAUACCUCCAUGCCCGUGGUCGACUACUUUGCCAGCCAAGGGAGGGUGGUGAAGCUCCGUUGUGAUGAGCCUGUGGAUGUGGUGUAUGGACAUGUUGUCAAGGCUUUGGAGAGCAGGGGGAUCAACUAG
Molecule: messenger RNA, 822 nt
Organism: Australozyma saopauloensis
Lineage: Eukaryota; Fungi; Ascomycota; Pichiomycetes; Serinales; Metschnikowiaceae
Gene: URA6
Product: bifunctional uridylate/adenylate kinase
Exons: 1
Coding region: 1-822 (273 amino acids)
Biological process (GO): CDP biosynthetic process; 'de novo' pyrimidine nucleobase biosynthetic process; UDP biosynthetic process
Cellular component (GO): cytoplasm; nucleus
Molecular function (GO): ATP binding; UMP kinase activity
Source: RefSeq, a predicted model, not a curated record